This is a messenger RNA of Oncorhynchus kisutch (coho salmon), 6250 nucleotides long. Its product is annotated as SLIT and NTRK-like protein 5. The record is from RefSeq and is a predicted model, not a curated record. Gene Ontology annotation, molecular function: protein binding. The transcript is spliced from 2 exons. Bases 1108 to 3771 code for a protein of 887 amino acids. NCBI's taxonomy places the organism in Eukaryota, Metazoa, Chordata, Actinopteri, Salmoniformes, Salmonidae. Gene Ontology annotation, biological process: axonogenesis; positive regulation of synapse assembly.
UAUUACCUCAGAGGAUGGGAUGAUUUUCAUGUGAAAAGUUAAAUGUAUCAUUUUUUUUCUAGAGUGCUGAUGACAUUAUGUCGUUACAGUUGAUUCUAAACGAAGCAGGCGCACCGUAAUCGGUUUCCCUGCUAGAUUGACCAUCUUGUGAAUAAUAACGGUCCUCCGUUUUAACAUGGUGAACGCGUUCACUCACUCUCCAUCUUUCGACGACACGAAACACUUGGAAGCCGAUUAAUUAUUGAUCACGUUUGGACAGUAUCGGUAUCCAUGCAGUGUAACGCCUUUUGGAACUGUAUCUGGGUAAGAUGUGUCCAUUCAAUUUCAUAAAAAAAAAAAUCUGUAUUGCAUUAAACUACAUGACAUUUAUCAGACGUUCGUGGGUGAGUGGAGGACACUUGCAAAUGUUAAAAGUCGAGGUGCUUAUUAUCUUUAGGUUGAUUGUCAUAUAUAGUCGUAUGUUAUGCCCCUUGGUGGUUGCGUAUUAGUUGAAGGGGCUAAAUUGCAGGCUAUUUGCUAAGAAAUGCCAAGGAAGUUGUCUCCGUGUAUAUUAUAAAAGUUAAGUGUAGUGACAGGUCAACCGAGGAUUCCUUGUUAUGUUCAUGGUAAAUGUAGUAGUCAGGGUAGCACCAUACAAACUGCAGUUUUUGCAGGUGCGAUCAAGAAAACAAAAACAGGAUUCGUCUGUGUGUGUGUGUGUGUGUGUGUGUGUGUGUGUGUGCGUGCGCGCGCGCGUGUGAACGAGUAGGAGACGGGGAGAUAGCGUGUGUGUGUGUGUGUGUGUGUGUGUGUGUGUGUGUGUGUGAGAGAGAGAGAGAGAGAGAGAGAGAGAGGGAGAGAGACAGAGAGACAGAGACAUUCCUCCAGGGAGACCGAAUAAGCAACUUUGUUACCAGGCAUAGCGUUGUCUCCUCUGGCACAGCACGUUAUGAAAAGAGAAAGGCAUUUGGCAGUUAUGGUUGAUCAGCGUUUAUUUGUAUCCUCCUUUAGUGCUUUACUGACGGCUAACCUGUUCUUAACAAAUAGGCAUCUUAGAACAUUUGCAAGUCAUACAAUGGAACGUACGUUGUCAUACCUAACAAGGAAUCUUAUUUACCAGUGAGUGAGAUGACAGUGCAUACUUCGGCGGCCCAACAGUGUGAGUUUGGCCAUCGACACAGGAAAAUGCAUCUCUGGAUUGUAAUUAUAUUGUCGGUGGCUACAUCGGUGGGCAUCGUUGAAAUGUUUGACAAUUAUGGAGAGAUAUGUCGAAGAUUGUGUGCCUGUGAGGAGAAAGAGGGGAUACUGACAGUAAGCUGUGAAAGUAGAGGAAUAGUCGAUCUCUCUGAAAUAAGCCAUGUGUACUUCACAACGUAUAAUUUACUGCUCACAGGGAACCUUUUGAAGAGGCUCUCCGCCAAUGACUUUGUUGAAUACAAUGGGCUUACAAUAUUGCAUCUGGGCAACAAUGACAUAUCCGAAGUUGAAUCAGGAGCUUUUAAUGGACUUCAGGGAUUAAAAAGAUUACAUCUCAACAAUAACAAGAUCGAUGCCUUGAAGGAAGAUUUUUUUGUUGGCCUUGAACGUCUGGAAUAUCUUCAACUAGACUACAAUUACAUCACCCAUGUUGAGCCAAAUGCCUUCAGCAAACUGCGUCAUCUGGAGGUCCUGAUUUUAAAUGACAACUUAAUUUCUACUCUUCCCACUAACAUUUUCCAAUAUGUCCCUUUGACUCACCUUGACCUGAGGGGGAAUCAACUGAAACUGCUGCCAUAUUCGGGUGUUUUGGAACACAUGGACAGUGUUGUGGAAUUACAACUAGAGGAGAACCCAUGGAACUGCACUUGUGAGUUGAUUGCUCUAAAGGCCUGGCUGGAGAGCAUAUCCUACACCGCUUUAGUGGGUGAUGUGGUCUGUGAGUUUCCAUUCCGGCUUCACGGGAGAGAUCUUGAUGAGGUCUCUAAACCAGAACUGUGUCCCAGGAGAGCUAUUGCAGAGUAUGAGAUGCGUCCCCAAGGACAUCAGACCACUGAUGCAUACUUUAGAACCACACCAGCCUCAGUCACAGCCUCAUUCCCAUCCUCUGCCAUAUUACGGUCCUCGUCAAGGCCCACCAAGGGACCUCGCCAGUCAGGCAAACUAAAGUCAAAACCCACGUCUCGCAUCCCCUCCAAUAAACCGCAAAACUACGGUCAAAUCGUUUCAUAUCAAACUAAAUCCCCUGUGCCUUUGGACUGUCCUACUGCCUGUACUUGCAAUCUCCAAAUUUCAGACCUCGGUCUGAAUGUCAACUGCCAAGAGAGAAAGAUUGAGCGCAUCUCUGACUUAAAUCCCAAACCCUACAAUCCCAAAAAGAUGUAUCUCACAGGGAAUUAUAUCCCUGUGGUGCGUACAUCAGAUUUCAUUGAAGCAACUGGAUUAGAUUUGCUUCACCUUGGCAACAAUCGGAUUGCUCACAUCCAUGACAGAGCCUUUGGGGAUUUAACACAGUUACGUAGGCUGUACCUGAAUGGGAAUUUGAUCGACCGCCUCACAGUCGAUAUGUUCUAUGGAUUGGAGAGCCUGCAGUUCUUAUAUUUAGAAUACAAUGUCAUUCGAGACAUUGUGUCAAACACCUUUCAGCAUGUCCCCAACCUUCAGCUGCUCUUCCUGAAUAAUAACCUCUUGAAGACCUUACCCGGGGAAAUCUUUAAUGGGUUGAAAUUGGCCAGACUAAAUCUUCGCAAUAAUCACCUCCGCAAUCUGCCUGUCAGUGGCGUGUUGGAUCAGCUGACAUCACUGGUGCAGGUAGACUUGUUCGAGAACCCUUGGGACUGCCGCUGUUCAAUUGUGGAGAUGAAGAUGUGGCUGGAACAGCUCAGCACAGGCACGGUUGUCAACAAUGUCAUCUGUGGCUCCCCUAAAAGACUGUUUGGGGAGGAUAUGCGAUACAUUAAGACAAGUAAUUUCUGUCCCAAUAACUCCGAUACCCUUGCCUCCGUGAUCCCGCCCUCUGAAGAAACCAUUCCCGGCAGCACUAUCACCAUAGAAACAUCAUUAGACGACGACGCACAUGUCAACAGUGUUCCUCUAUCUGUUAUGAUCCUUGCCCUGCUCCUGAUGUUCAUCGUUGCAGUGUUUGUCGCUGCAGGACUGUUUGCGGCUGUGAAGAAGAGACGUCAGAAGGCUCUAAAUGAGCAGAAUAACUCCAUGAACGCGUGCAUCAGUUCGCUGAACACGGAGUACGGUCUUUACAAAAAGGGAUCCGUUCCAAAAGUCAGGACGUCUGCAGGGCAUGUGUAUGAGUACGUCCCCCCUCCCACAGAACACACAUGCAAGAGUACCGUCUAUAGCCCAAGCCAGAGCAAGUCAGUGGAUGGGUACAGAGACUUUGAUGAGUUGAAUGGGGUGUUUUUGAAUAAUCACUUGGUUGAAGAGGCGGGUAGUAACGCAAUAAGCUCUGAAUACAGUAUUAGCACUCCAGAGCCACUCAACAAACAGUCCCUCUUACAAGACAAUCAUCAGUAUUACUACAGAGAUGUAGAACCCGAAGACAACCCGUCAUCUUACAGCAAUGCUUUACCUUGCAGGCAUACUGCCCAUUCAUCAAAUCAGUGUACGUCCGACUUCGAUAUCAGACACCAAUACAUGCACCCAGAAAGAAUACAACAGACAAUAUUAUAUUGCACAGCACCAAGUACUGUUUAUGUUGAGCCUAACAGGAGCGAGUACUGGGAACUGAAAGCCAAGCUUCAUAUUGAUCCCGACUACCUUGAAGUUCUUGAGAAACGUACAACGUUCACCCAGUUUUGAAUGACUUCAUGUUUUCCCUUAAAAGGUUGAAUCAUUGCUAUGUUUGCUGCAUUGGCACAUAGUGCUCAUGUUAAAUUUGAGCAUUCUACACUGAUUUCUAUCUUUUGAAACUACAGUAUACAGAUAUGCAGAUGCUUUCCCUUAACAACAUUAAAAUGAGGUAUUUUGUCUUUAUAUAUCCUCAAUACAGCUUGUUGCUACAGUAGCUAGUUUAUUGUUUAUCAAUUUCAGUCUUUGCUUUGAGAAAUUGCCAACAACUCUAUGUAAAUCAGUGAUGGGGGGAAAAAUAUAUAGUAACAAUUAUUUUGUAUGAUAUAUCGAUAUAUCCAAGUAUCGAUUUGUACAAUUGAGGGUAGCGCUAACGCUUAUCGGCUGACCCUUCGAACAAAACUCUGGUAUUUUUCAUCCUAUAGCUUGUUCUCCAUCUUUUUUUUUUUUAAAUAGCAAGUCUUCAUGUUUUCAGCACUUUUGUUUCCAUGAUUGAUCAACUCUCAUUUUCUAAUGUUCUCUCUUGUCUCUCUGCAGCAGACAAAAAGUGAGCAGUGUGUUUGGAACAUUAAAUUGCAAUCAAAUUUUGCAGUCUUGAAUCGCAAUACAGAUUGAAUCGGUACUUAAGUAUCGUGAUAAUAUCGUAUCGUGAGGUCGCUGGCAAUCCCCAGCCCUAAUGUAAAUAUGCAGUUCAUGUAUGCUUGUUGCACUUUUUCAAAAAGGGAGGUUCAACUGGCUUCUGUGUGCAUAUGGGUAUUCAUGAAACAAAACAAAACAACAUGUUUUUUAAAGAUAAAAGGAAAAUCCAUACUUCAUCAUUCCCGGGCAGUUUUGAGGUGGAACAGUACGCUCAUAUCAUUUUUCUCAAAUUGUCUAUUUUUAUACAAGUAUUUAGAAAUGUAAUUCUUCUUCUGUUUCUGUUUUAUCACUUUGCACGCAAUGCACUGAUUGACCCGAACAGGUCAACAAUGGAUAUGAUGUCACUUUCUUAUAUAUAUUUCGUAAGUCGUAGACUGUGUAAAUAACCAUGGCUAUAGCCAUAUGUAAAAUGAUUGCAGACAUGCAACCUCUGCGUUCUGAAGGAAAGUUAUAAGACAUUUUGCACUAUACGUGCAUGAAGCCACUUUUUUUUCCCCAGGAUGGAGACAAUCCUCAAUUUCCCUAUUUUUAUCUUUGGGGAUACAAAAUCAGUAUUCAGAAUAUCAUUGUCAACAAAUAAACAGCAAAUUCAUACAGUAUGUAUCCCUAUUAUCGCUGGAAAUGGCUCUAAAUACAAUGGAAUGGAUUGGUGACUGACACUUGUAUACGUUUGAUCACUCAAAAUAUUUUUGGGACAUUCAUACAUUUGUUUGGUAUUACUAAGGAAUCUUCUAGUUCUAAUUCAUUGUUAGACAUACACAUUUUCAGGGACGGUCCUUUCACUGUGGUACGUGCAGUGUCUAUUCAAAGCAUUGACAACGAAUUGUGUAAACAUUCGUCAAUGUAAUGACAUUUGCCAGUCCCUAUGUGUUUGGUCUCUAGUUCCAAGGGCACCACUGCCAUGUUGUGUUGUUGGCAUUUCCUACAACUUAUGAUGAGAUUAUGUCAGAGGCUGCUCAGUAUGUGCUGAAAAGCAGACUGGGUUUCAGAAAUAAUACAUUCUAAACCAUUUGUGGGCCAUUUAAAAAAAAAAUCAAAAGCACUAAGAAAAGUCUGUCCCUAUUAGAAUGCAUUGCACUAGAUUAACAUGUUAAUAAUAUUGACAUGUUAAUCCAGUGCAUUGUAAUAAGGACUGUCCUUUGUUAGUGAUUUUUGAUUAAAAAAAUGGAUCCAACAUGGUCGAUCUUGCUUUUUUUGUAUUGAGGUUAGAAAUAGUGUUUUUGAUUCCAGUAUCUGUCAUCGCACCAUAGCAUUGUUCUUGUUGGGUUUGAAAACACAUGACAAGAGUUCAAUGAAUAUAUCUGAUCAUUUACUGUAAUUCCCGCCCACCUCCUUAGCCUUUAUUGAUUUAAUAUGCAGUUAGUGUGUACAGUGUAUAUAUCACAAGCAAAUAGCCAUUGCAGUAAAACUACACACAAUGUUUGUAUCACAUUCAAGUAUAUCAAAGAGAUUGUAAAAAUUAAAUGUUACUCAUGGAAAUCUGUUUGUACGAACAGGUACACAUCAGUUUGUUUUUUUCUGAAUUUUUUACAUAAGGGUUUUGUAAAUGAGGUCUAGAGAGUGUUCCACUUAUGUCAAUUUUUUAUUGACUUGUCCCUUUAGUUCUCCAUAUGUAAGUCAUUUGGUGAAUUCUAACUUCUUACUUCAACUUUGUAAAUAGAAUGUGCCAGCUGCAUCUCCUUGCGGACUGCUGCUUCACUGAGUGCAAAGCCUGGUUUUUAUUGUGGAAACACACAGGACGAGAGGGAAUGCAACUUGGGUAUAAGAUGUGAGCACAGAGAUAAAUGUAUCUUAAAAAGUGCUGUUUCUGCUAUUGUUAGCCAAUGAAUAAAAUAUGUGCAUUCAUUCUGUA